Aphanomyces astaci is the source of this 1827-nucleotide messenger RNA. RefSeq lists its product as hypothetical. The coding region runs from base 14 to 1612 and encodes 532 amino acids. NCBI's taxonomy places the organism in Eukaryota, Oomycota, Saprolegniomycetes, Saprolegniales, Verrucalvaceae. The transcript is spliced from 3 exons. The record is from RefSeq and is a predicted model, not a curated record.
GACAUCAUCAAGGAUGGAAGCGUUCCAGGCUCAUCUACAGGCAUCGACGCCGCCCGUCCUUGGGAUACAGGACCUUCCUCAUGUACUUGAUCAGGUGCGCACGGCGUUCCCACGCACCCAUGAUGACCCGUCGUCGGAUCUAUCGGCUUCUCUGCACCAUUUACGACAUGCGUGGUCUGAUCGAUCGAUCCGUCCAACCGCGGCCAUCCUUGCGCUGUUCGUCGCUGUAGUGGUUGUCGAGAACUCGACUUCCGUCGACAACGACGACAGCCAUCGCUUUGACGAAGCAUGGACACUCUUCCACGAGAUACAGAGGACGUCCUUAGCGACAGCGGGAACAUUCACAUCAUCGCCAUGCCUCGCGCUUGGGUUUGUCCUCGCUUCUUGCCACCCCUUGUCCAAAACCUUCCGGUGUCCCGAAAGCCUUAUAUACGACGCUGCACUUCAGUAUACGACACUCAUCCAUGCCUUGGCCACGGGUUCUCAACCUCCGACUCUCCAGUCGCAUCUACCACUAGACACGUUGACUCCUUCCAUGCGUCACGCCGUCACCGACCUCCUCCAAGAUGUCUCCGUCGCCACCAGGGAUGCCAUGUACAGCCAAUACACUUGUAUCCUUCAGCUUGUAUCCUCCGACAAUGUGGUGCCGCGUCCUGACUUCACCACGCAGGUCGUUCCUGCCUCGCGACCAUCCUCAUCCUCGACCUCUUCUUCGAAGGCACUUCAUAUCAAGCCGACCUUGAACGCCAUCGUGGCCCUCACUACGACCCUGUUGCACGCGCCUUUGCCGUCGAUUGACGCCGCCUUCCUCUCAGCGGCGAUGGACCUCCUUUCCUGGAGCUCCGUUCCAAUCUUGCAUCCCACAUGUACCGCUUCCGACGACCACCAGCCAUCCAUUUCGUUCGAGAUCAUGCAUGGACAUGCCGCCCGACUGUCGCCUACUCAGACGACACUCUUGCUGGCGCCACUUCGCACAGCAUCAACCACCACGUCACAGAGCACUCUGUCGCAGCAACAUGACAUCCUACUUGGUCACCGGUUGCACGUGUACUUGCAACUGAUGGGCCACGUUCGUCAGCUAAACUUGGACAUGCUGUUUGAGCUAGCCCUGCCUGGCAUCGGGCAUGCGUGGGCGCCGCUGCAUCGCCACGCCCACCGCAUCCUUCGCGCGCUGGUGCUAAUGUACUCCAAGGAUCGGCCUAUCCAGGCCUCCGAGAUGGGUGCCGUGUACAUUCGCCGCAUGGUGACCACGUUCACUCGUCCAGAUGAUAUCAAGGACAUGGCGAUGGGCGUGCUGGCCAUGACAGCGGACGCGGCGCUCAUUCGAUUUGCACUUGUCGAGAUCUGCGACAAGUGGGCAUGCGACAGAGUUCGGUCAGAACCGCUGGCGGCGCUCCUGUUUGAGCUGCUUAAAGUCUUGCCCAGUCGGGACUUGCCGUUUGCGCUGGUUGUUGUGGAGAAAAUGAUGUGGGAAGAGCCGACGAUCAUGCCGACAGUGUACCAGGCGAUCGCAGGUCCGUGCGACGCCUCGCGGCGGAUUGUGCUGCUGGAGUGGUACCUACGCCUGCAUGCGCAGAUAGCACCGGCGGUGACGUGGCACUCGCGGCUGUGAUAGAUUGAAUCGUGUUGUGCUGCUGUGUCCCAUGAUUGUAUGGUUAUCACACUACUACUAUGUACUGUUAGUAUUAACUACUCCGGUGUGAAGCAUCAUCUCCCACACGUUAAGUGUUAGUUUGCACCACGGCAGCGCAAAAAAACUGUAACAAGAUUCUGCGGGUUCUAUUAUAUAUAUUAUUUAUGUAUGUAUUAAUAUAAAUACUUAUUCGA